CCCAGCUCCAUCCUCGCACCUCUAAUCCCCGCAGCUUCGACCCAUUCUUCCUGACGGGUUAGGGUUUGGUCACGAAAUCGCCCUCCAUCCCACGAAUUCCCCCCCAUCCCACGAAAUCGAAGGGCCGAGCUCACCCGCGCGGGGAUGAUGGGCCGCCCGGCGUCCGCGUGCGGCUCCGUCGCCGCCGCGCGGGAGGCCAGCCUCCGCCUCCGCCACCGCGGGCCUCGACUGCGCCGGGACGAGCUUCCUCCCUCGCCCAGAUCUGCCCGGCGCCGCGCCCUCUCCCCCGCCGCGUCCCCCGUCUCCGACCUUCGGGACGCCCUUCUUCACCGCCUCCACCUCCGCCGCGCGGCGCACGCUUCGCCGCCGCCGUCUGUGCCUCGGGGGAUCGGGCCGCUCCCCCCCGCCUGCGCAGCCCCGGAGUUGCUCGACCGGCUUGACUUCCUUGAAGCCCGCCCGCCUCCCUCGUCGCCUCAGUCUCCGCAGCGCGUGGCGCGCUCCCCUACUUCCGCAUCCCCCGCGCAGGAGGCUCUCCGCGCGGCGCGCUCUUCUCCGCCUCGAUGGAUCGAGAACCUCUUCUCCGCCCACCUUGCUUCCGCGGCACCCACCGUGCUGGGGCCCCGCCGCUGCCGUCGCCGUCUCGGCGUCGGCGUUGAGGAAACCUCACGGCGCUGCGCGUUCUCCCCUGCUUCCGCACGCCAAGCUCCAGGCCCCUCGCACAUGGGAUUGGGAGUGGGGCUCCCUCCGCCGCUGCCGUUCACGUUCUCGUGCUCGCCGUUACUCACACAUCGGAUGAAUUCGAUGGCUUUGCUGCCGGCCUCCCUUGCUGUGCUGCCCCCUGAAAAACCAGAUGAAGAAGAAAUUUCAGGGCCAGUUCUAAUCAUCACUAAUCUGGAACUUCCGAGAAGCAUUCUAUUUUCUCCAUACACGAUGAAAGCAUUCACUAGUAGUUUGCCAGUUGGCACCGCAGAUGUGCUAUAUUCAAAUGGAUAUUUUUUUCUGCUCAAAGAAGGCACUUAUGUUUCGCUGUGGGAAGUGAAGUCAGAGAAGCGUUUACUGAACUUCCAUGUGGGGAUGGAAAUUGAACAGGGUUAUUUCAAUGGAACCCCUGGUUCAGAUCUUACUGUAGUGCUCGCUAGGCAAAGGAUAUUUGCUGAAGUAGAUGCUGAUGAUAAUGCAGAUGAAGGUGGUGGAGAAGCAGAUAUCGUCACUGAAUUUUGGCUAAGAAGAAUGGAUGGUGUUUGGCAGCAGAAUGCUGUAGUAUGCGGACAUUUAGGCAUACACAGCCUCAUCAUCCACCAAAAUGCUUUGUUUUGGUUAUCCAACAAUGGAUGUCUCUGCUCGGUGACGCAGGAGGAAGAUGGUCUACUACUCCCUCCGUUCCGAAUUAGUUGUCUUAGAUUUGUCUAGAUACGGAUGUAUCUAGCACUAAAAUAAGUCUACAUACAUCCGUAUCUAGACAAAUCCAAGACAAGUAAUUUAGAACGGAGGGAGUACAUCUCAUAGAGUGGGAGGGUGCUGUGGAACCAAUUGGAAACAGCUUUUCUCUGAUUGAAAAUCUUGGCAAUCUUUACAUAGUAAAAAGUGGAGGAGUUUUACCAAAUUUGGCUGGCAUUUACAGAGUUGUCCCUGGUGAUCCACCCGCGUUUCCAGAGACCAGAAUGACCGGGACAGACAUCUUCAUUGUGCCCGGGAGGACUGGCAUUGUUCUUCCUAAUCAAACAGACGACAGUAGAGUCUUCACUGCUCCAAUGGUAGCGGACGCCGACUGCUCUCGGUUCAGCUACGUACACAAUCGUCACGAUAACAUCAGGCCUUGCGAGGGCGAAGUAUUUCACAUGUGGUGUUCGGCUGCCUGGGUAGUGAUGAAGCCCCGUCUCUGAGUAUUCGUUCAUCCUUCGGCCAGAUGAGCAUGAGUCAAAUUGAAUGCUUCGGUGCAAUGCUUCUGUACAAAUGUUUCUGCCAACUGGUGGAGUGCGUUGCAGGGAAUGCAGUCAAGUGUAACAAGCAGUCAGCGCUGCAUUCACAUUCACUGAUUACAGCAAAAGAAAGUGUCACAAGUGUUGUAGCCAAAGGCCGAGGAUAAAAGGGAAUCACCUAGAACUAAUACGUCCUUAGUUACCUGGGAGGCUGGGACCUAGUCUGCCGAGUGUAACUUCUGGUGCUGCUACGUACGUUUUUCUUGUACUUUUUUUUUUUUGAAAAAUGGAUCAUAUGGGAGCAUGUAUUAGUUCAUUUCUUCAUAUUAUUAGCAGGGCUGACGGCUGGACCGUUAGAGGAGGAAGGGGGAGGGUGCUCGCCGGCAGUGGCAGAGCUAGACAAACAAUUCCGCAAUGACUUUUUUUGGGGAAAGCAUGAAUGUUUGUA
Messenger RNA from Triticum aestivum (bread wheat), 2367 nucleotides. RefSeq lists its product as uncharacterized. The coding region runs from base 145 to 1410 and encodes 421 amino acids. Lineage: Eukaryota; Viridiplantae; Streptophyta; Magnoliopsida; Poales; Poaceae. The record is from RefSeq and is a predicted model, not a curated record. The transcript is spliced from 3 exons.